Camellia sinensis is the source of this 3331-nucleotide messenger RNA. RefSeq names its product receptor-like kinase TMK4. Gene Ontology annotation, biological process: protein phosphorylation. Lineage: Eukaryota; Viridiplantae; Streptophyta; Magnoliopsida; Ericales; Theaceae. Gene Ontology annotation, molecular function: ATP binding; protein binding; protein kinase activity. The record is from RefSeq and is a predicted model, not a curated record.
CCCUCUCUCUCUCUCUCUCUCUCUCUCUCUUAUGUUACAAACAAUGGUGCAAAAAGAGAAACAACAACCACCACCACCACAAUGGAAGAAGACGACAAAACAUAUCCAAGAUUACUAUUCUUCCUUGUCAUAACAAUAAUAAUAAUCCCUUUGUCCUCCGCCUCCUCCACCAUUUCAGUCUCUUCUGCCACCUCCUCUUUGUCCACUAUUACCACCACCCAAGAUGAAUCUUCCGCCAUGUCUAAACUGGCUAAAUCCCUUUCCCCAACCCCCUCUGGCUGGUCCUCUACUUCCGACCAUUGUGAUUGGUCCGGCAUCUCCUGUGACUCCUCUGGCCAUGUCACCUCCAUUAGCCUUGCCUCCAACUCACUCUCUGGCAAAUUGCCCUCCGAAUUAAACUACCUCUCUCACCUCAAAUCUAUUUCUCUCCAACGAAACCACCUCUCUGGUUCCUUUCCUUCCCUCUCCAACCUUGCUUCUCUCCAACAAGUCUUUCUUGAUAACAAUAAUUUCACUUCUAUUCCCUCUCAAUUCCUCUCUGGCCUCACAACCUUGCAAACCUUAAGCAUCGGGAACAACCCCAAUCUCCCUGCUUGGACUCUCCCUCAAACUCUUUCUGAUUCCACAACCUUGAAUACCCUUUACGCACCCCAAUCUAACCUCAUUGGAACAAUACCAGACAUUUUCCAAUCAUUCCCAAAUCUUCAGAACCUUAGGCUUUCUUACAACAAUCUUACGGGUCCUUUACCACCUUCAUUUGCUAAAUCAGGGAUUCAGAACCUUUGGCUCAACAAUCAAGAGCUUGGUCUUUCAGGUACGAUCGAUGUUCUUAGUUCAAUGACUCAAUUAACUCAAGUUUGGCUUCAUCAGAACCAAUUUUCAGGUCCCAUUCCAGAUCUCUCAGGAUGUACCUCGCUAUUUGAUCUUUCGCUUCGCGAUAACGAUUUAACUGGCCCUGUCUUGCCUUCUCUAACUACUCUUCCAAACUUAGUUAAUGUUUCAUUGCAGAACAAUAAGUUGCAAGGUCCAGUACCUAGUUUUGGCAAGGGUGUUGUGGUGAAUCUUGGCCAAACAAACAACUUUUGUAAUUCAAAACCGGGUCCUUGUGAUCCACAAGUCACCACAUUGCUUGAGAUUGUAGGGGCUUUGGGUUACCCAAUGGCAUUGGCUGACUCUUGGUCCGGGAAUGACCCUUGCAAGGGUUGGAUAUCGAUUUCUUGUGAUUCCAGGGGCAGCGUUACGGUGCUUAAUUUCGGGAAACAAGGUUGGAGUGGGACUAUAUCACCCGCCAUUGCUAACCUCACUACAUUGACAAGUUUGCUUUUGAAUGAUAAUGACAUCACCGGUCCUAUACCUUCCAGCUUGACAAAAUUGGCACUGCUUCGGCUUCUUGAUGUCUCUAACAAUAAUAUUUCGGGUCAAGUACCAAAAUUUGGUUCGGGUGUGAAAGUGAAGAUUUCAGGUAAUCCAUUACUUGGAAAAGACGUGCAUGCUGGAGAUGGAAGUGGAAGUUCUUCCAACAGUAGUAGUUCUAGCUCCCCUAGUGGAAGUUCAUCAUCAGGCAGAACAAAUGGGACAAAUGGUUCAUCUAGUGGAAGUGGAACUCCGGUAGUAGAAACACAAAACUCAUCAUCAUCUACAUCGUUGUGGGUUAUUGUUGCUGCCAUUGUUGCAGCUUUGAUUUUUAUAGUAGGUUUGUCAUUGGUGAUUUACAGAAUGUUUGUGAUGAAGCGCAAAUUGGUUGAAAGCUCUAUAAAAGCGAAUAAAAAGCUGAAGAAUGGUGGUGCAAAUGGUGUUGUGAAUGGUUUUGGAAGUGAACUACCCAGUCAAGGCAGUGCUGACAACAAUGAUAUUCAUGUCUAUGAUGGCGGCAACGUUACCAUCCCCAUAGAGGUGCUUCGAGAAGUGACAAACAAUUUCAGUGAAGACAACAUUUUAGGUCAGGGUGGAUUUGGGGUUGUUUACAAAGGAAAAUUCCAAGAUGGGACACAAAUCGCGGUGAAGAGGAUGGAAGCAACAGUGGUGAGCUCGAAGGGGCUUAGUGAGUUCCAAGCAGAAAUUGCAGUCCUGACGAAGGUUAGACACAGGCAUUUAGUGGCCCUUAUUGGGUUUUGUGUCAGUGGAAGUGAGAGGCUUUUGGUUUAUGAGUAUAUGCCUCAAGGGACAUUGGGACAACAUCUGUUCAAUUACAAAGAACUGGGGUUUUCACCGCUUACAUGGAAGGAAAGAGUCACAGUUGCCCUGGAUGUUGCUAGAGGGGUUGAAUAUUUACAUAGCUUAGCACAACAGAGUUUCAUCCACAGAGAUCUAAAACCCUCUAACAUACUUCUUGGAGACGACAUAAGAGCCAAAGUUUCUGAUUUUGGCUUGGUGAAGAACGCGCCCGAUGGGAAGUACUCCGUGGAGACAAGGUUGGCCGGUACAUUUGGAUAUUUAGCACCCGAAUAUGCUGCCACUGGAAAAGUAACAACAAAGGUUGAUGUAUUUGCAUUUGGGGUGGUUUUGAUGGAGAUGAUCACUGGUAGAAAAGCAUUGGAUGAGAGCAUGCCAGAAGAGAAAAGUCAUUUAGUUACCUGGUUCCGAAGGAUCAUCAUUAACAAAGACAACAUCAGGAAAUCUAUAGACCCCUCGCUAGAUCCAGAUGAAGAAACCUAUGAGAGCAUCAUCAAAGUAACAGAACUGGCUGGACACUGCACUGCUCGCGAGCCAUUUCAACGCCCUGACAUGGGUCAUGCGGUGACUGUCUUGUCUCCCCUUGUCGACCAAUGGAAACCCACCAAUCCUGAUGAAGAAGAUAGCUUCGGCAUUGACUUUCACACCAGCCUUCCUCAAGUCUUACAGCUAUGGCAAGCCGGUGAAGGUACUUCCACAAUGACUAGCGAUUACUAUAAUAGUGGUUACACAUCUUCAAGCAUGCCUAAUAAACCUUCUGGGUUUGCAAGCUCAUUUAGUUCAAAGGAUGGCCGAUGACUACAAGUCAACAAACAUGUACCAUGGCACCAACAAAUAUGGAGACAGGUUUCUAUACUGUUUAUACAAUGGUUGUGAGACUCAAUUUAGUGUGUACUGCACGAAUCAUUUUCUUAUUUCAUUUUUUGACCUAUUCGUCAAUUCAAUUCAAUUCAAUUCAAUUCAAUUCUUUACUUUUUUUUCUUUUCUUUUCUUUUUUUUUUUGGAGGAACCAAUUCAAACUUAUAUAGUCUUCUAUUUUCAAAUUUGUUUGUUUAUAUAUCGAGGAACUGAGUUCCAUCUUUUGAUGUUCUACGGCCCUCGAUGUAAGAACUCAAAACGAAGAGGUGGAAUUAGAAAUUAACAUUAUAUUUUAUGACAA